GAAACAUGGUGGCUCGGUGUGCGAUCCGUUGUCUCAUCUCAGCGGAAUUCAAAAGUCACAGGAAAGUAAUAGUAGUUGCAGUUGAGCCAUUUCGCAAACGUUGUCAUAGCAAGUAUACCAACAAUUUGACUCGCAAGCCACAGAGGGACGUGGUAUAUCACUACACAACCUACAAACAUCCCCUCAAGUGUUCAAACCGACAACAAAAGAAGACUUAUUUAAGAUGUCUGACGACGAGUUUAUGAUGGAUGACAUUGCCGAUGAUGAGGAAUACGACUUUGAUUACGAUGAUGAUGACGAUGAUGUCGAAGAAGGUGCCGUUGGAGAUGUUGAGAAUCAGUAUUACAAGGCAAAAGCUUUAAAAGAAGAUGACGCACAAGGUGCAUUAAAGGCGUUUAGAACAAUUGUCGAUGACCAACCGGAGAAGGGAGAAUGGGGAUUUAAAGCGUUGAAGCAGAUGACAAAAAUGAACUAUCUUCGGCUGCAUGAACCCGAGAAGGCUUUAGAAACCUAUCGAGAGCUUCUCGGCUAUACUAAAAGCAAUGUGACCAGGAAUUAUGCCGAAAAAACGAUCAAUAAUAUUCUCGAUUACGUGGGUGGAGAAGGAAAGCACGCCGCAAAAGCUCCGAAAGUGCCCUUAGAUACUUUAGAGAAGUUCUAUGAGGUUACUAGAGUAGCAUGUGAUGAAGCGAAGAACGAGCGAUUAUCAACCAAGUGUAAUUUGAAGCUUGCUAAGCUCUGGUUAGACCGAAAGGAAUACACCCGUCUUCAUCCGAUCCUUCAAUCACUCCACGCCACAUGUGCUCCUGCUGCCAACUCUGUCUCGUCUGACGACCAAUCGAAGGGUUCAUUAUUGCUUGAGGUCUAUGCCAUGGAGAUUCAAAUGUACAGCAACUUGAAGGAGACACGAAAGCUCAAGGCCAUUUACAAUGCUGCCAUGCAAGUGCGGAACGCCAUCCCUCACCCUCGCAUCAUGGGCGUUAUCAAAGAGUGCGGUGGUAAAAUGUGGAUGCAAGAGAAGGCAUGGGGUAAGGCGUCGGAGGACCUCUUUGAGUCUUUCAGACAGUACGACGAGUCAGGGUCUGCUCAAAGAAUACAGGUCCUCAAAUAUCUCGUGCUCAACACCAUGCUUAUGGGCAGUGACAUCAAUCCAUUUGACUCUCAAGAAACCAAACCAUACAAAAACGACCCACAAAUCGUGGCUAUGACGAACCUUGUUUCAGCUUAUCAAAGGCGCGAUGUGCAGGAAGCGGAGAGCAUAUUGAAAGCUAAUCAAGCUACCAUCACCAACGACCCGUUCAUUGAUCACUUUGUCGGUGACCUUUUGACUUCUCUCCGCACUCAAUACAUUGUCGAUAUCAUCAAGCCUUACACUCGUCUUGAACUUGAUUCUCUUGCGGACAAACUGAACAUUCACAGAAGUGAAGUUGAGAGUCUAGUGGUAUCUCUGAUCUUGGAUGAUAAAAUUAAAGGCAAGAUAGAUCAGGCCAAUGGCAUACUGGUGCUUGACCGAUUUGGUAUGGCUCAGAGGAAACGGUAUCAAGCACUGGGCACAAUGGCCGCGGAACUUGAUAUCUUGGCUGGCAAGGUAGAGAGCGAAAAGUUGGGUGUCAAAGAUGGUGGAGCGCGCGCGUGGGUCGGUAGUCAGGCUAUCUUUGGCUAAGCGCGCGUGGGAGGAGGAGAUGAGGGAUAGGAAGCUGUGAGCUCUGGGGUUAUAUUGUAGCUGGUGAAGAAAAGCGCGUUUCGGGUUGUAUGAUGAGAAGAUUUUGUACGAACAAUUUAGAAGGAUGAAAAACGUCAUCAUCA
Cryptococcus deneoformans JEC21 is the source of this 1806-nucleotide messenger RNA. Its product is annotated as endopeptidase, putative. The transcript has 15 exons. The record is from RefSeq and is a predicted model, not a curated record. Gene Ontology annotation, cellular component: COP9 signalosome. The coding region runs from base 224 to 1663 and encodes 479 amino acids. NCBI's taxonomy places the organism in Eukaryota, Fungi, Basidiomycota, Tremellomycetes, Tremellales, Cryptococcaceae. Gene Ontology annotation, biological process: protein deneddylation.